Messenger RNA from Lolium rigidum, 1600 nucleotides. RefSeq names its product glutamate dehydrogenase 1, mitochondrial. Gene Ontology annotation, biological process: L-glutamate catabolic process. Gene Ontology annotation, molecular function: L-glutamate dehydrogenase (NAD+) activity. The record is from RefSeq and is a predicted model, not a curated record. Bases 243 to 1478 code for a protein of 411 amino acids. The transcript is spliced from 9 exons. Gene Ontology annotation, cellular component: mitochondrion. NCBI's taxonomy places the organism in Eukaryota, Viridiplantae, Streptophyta, Magnoliopsida, Poales, Poaceae.
GUACCAUUUUUUGGGACUGCGAACCAGAUCUUGUAUUACGCCAGAGACAAAUUUUUUGCGCCUCUGCUUUUUGAACUGAUCCAGACUCCACCAUGGAGCUUUGUGCGGCCUAUAUAUACAUAUCACCUACCUGAAACGCCUCCACGAUCUUUGUGCUGCUGCUGCCUGCCCCCUGCUCGCCAGUAACACUUUGCUACUGCUCCUACUCGGGGCUGCUCCGGAGGGGAAUUUGGUCGAACAGGAUGAAUGCAUUGGCGGCGACCAGCAGGAACUUCAAGCAGGCGGCCAAGCUGCUGGGUCUCGACUCCAAGCUGGAGAAGAGCUUGCUCAUCCCGUUCAGGGAGAUCAAGGUUGAGUGCACGAUUCCGAAAGACGAUGGGACAUUAGCAUCCUAUGUUGGGUUUAGGGUGCAGCAUGACAAUGCCAGGGGCCCUAUGAAGGGUGGAAUCAGAUACCACCAUGAGGUUGAACCUGACGAGGUCAAUGCCUUGGCACAACUAAUGACAUGGAAAACAGCUGUGGCUAAUAUCCCGUAUGGUGGAGCUAAAGGUGGAAUAGGAUGCAGCCCUGGAGACUUGAGCAUAUCGGAGCUUGAAAGGCUCACCCGUGUUUUCACCCAAAAAAUCCAUGACUUGAUUGGCAUCCAUACCGAUGUUCCAGCUCCUGAUAUGGGCACCAACGGACAGACAAUGGCAUGGAUACUGGAUGAGUACUCCAAGUUUCAUGGUUACUCACCUGCUGUGGUGACAGGAAAGCCUGUGGACCUUGGAGGAUCACUGGGAAGAGAUGCAGCUACUGGAAGGGGAGUCCUGUUUGCUACUGAAGCCUUACUUGCAGAGCAUGGCAAGACCGUCGCAGGCCAGCGUUUUGUAAUACAGGGAUUUGGUAAUGUGGGCUCCUGGGCUGCUCAACUGAUCACCGAAGCUGGAGGUAAGGUGAUUGCCAUCAGCGACGUCACAGGAGCCGUCAAGAACAUCAACGGCCUUGAUAUUGCCAAGCUAAUGAAGCACUCAGCGGAGAACCGCGGGAUCAAGGGCUUCCAGGGCGGCGACGCGGUCGACUCGAACUCUCUUCUCACAGAGGAUUGUGACGUCCUCAUCCCUGCAGCAUUGGGUGGAGUCAUAAACAAGGACAACGCUGAUGAUAUCAAAGCAAAGUACAUCAUCGAGGCUGCCAAUCACCCCACAGACCCCGAGGCAGACGAGAUAUUGGCGAAGAAGGGUGUGCUGAUCCUGCCUGACAUCCUGGCCAACUCGGGCGGCGUGACGGUGAGCUACUUCGAGUGGGUGCAGAACAUCCAGGGCUUCAUGUGGGACGAGGAGAAGGUGAACCGUGAGCUCAAGACGUACAUGACCCGCGCCUUCAGGGACACCAAGGAGAUGUGCCACAGCCACCACUGCGACCUCCGCAUGGGCGCCUUCACCCUCGGCGUCAACCGGGUCGCCCGCGCCACCGUCCUCCGCGGGUGGGAGGCAUGAGCUCCGGCGGCCACACUGAUCCCUUCGUGCUCUCUGGUCAUCUCCUGCCUCACCGGUCAAUGGCGAUUCGGUCGAAUUACAGCUCAACGAAAGAACUCAAUAAGUCCGUUUGUUCUGUCAAU